AACAAAAGCUUGAAACAGAAGGACUGGUACCUUGCUAGUAAAAUGCAGUGUUUAUGAAACAAAAAUCCAUAUCAUCUUAAGAUAACCUUACCAUGUAUAGCUCAAUGUUGGAUAACUCUGUCGGGUUCUUUGAUGAUCUAAAAAUGGUAUACUUGAGACUGUAUGGGUUGGACACUACAGAAACCAGUGUGAGCUCCAUGUAGGUAAUCAGACCAUUACAGUUUAGAAAGUUUGCAGGUAGAAGCGCUAUUAAACUAAAAGUCACUUUCCUGUGAACCACAUGUGGACCAAUGAGAAUGCGGUUCACGGUGAGGAAGAUUCUGUUGGUCUUUUCCCUCAUAAUUUUUGUUGCCUUAGCAUUACACCUUGGCCAGCAAAUGCUAGCAUGUCAGCAAAUUCUUGAUGAAGCCUUCAUGAAGCGUGCUGUUAUGAAACCAGAAAAUGAAGAACUAGUUAUGACAGACUCAAAAAAUGUUGAGUACAGGUACAGCAAGGACAUGCCCUUAAUAUUUAUUGGUGGAGUACCACGGAGUGGUACAACAUUAAUGAGAGCUAUGCUAGAUGCCCAUCCAGAUGUACGUUGUGGAGAAGAAACCCGUAUUAUUCCACGGAUUUUAGCAAUGCGGCAGGCUUGGUCGAAGUCUGGCAGUGAAAAAAUGCGACUUGAUGAAGCUGGUGUGACUGACCUUGUGAUGGAUGCUGCAGUACAGGCUUUUAUACUGGAAAUAAUAGCAAAACAUGGGGAGCCCGCAAAAUUGCUAUGUAACAAGGACCCUUUUACAUUGAAAUCUUCCGUUUACCUUUCAAAACUGUUUCCAAGCUCCAAGUUUCUUUUAAUGAUACGAGACGGGCGUGCCUCUGUACAUUCCAUGAUCACAAGAAAAAUUACUAUAGCUGGAUUUGAUUUAAACAGCUAUAGAGAUUGUCUGACCAAGUGGAACAAAGCAAUAGAGAUUAUGUAUGCACAGUGUCUAGAAAUCGGGCAACGAAAGUGCCUUCCAGUUUACUAUGAACAGCUGGUUCUGCACCCUAAACAAACCAUGCAUGAUAUUAUUGAUUUCCUUGGCAUUUCAUGGAGUGAAGCAGUCCUGCAUCAUGAGGAACUAAUUGGAAAACCUGGUGGCGUAUCCCUUUCAAAAACAGAGAAAUCAACUGACCAAGUAAUGAAGCCUGUGAAUCUAGAGGCUUUGUCAAAAUGGGUCGGAAAGCUUCCUGUGGACAUAGUAGAAGACAUGCCUCGCAUUGCACCCAUGCUUGCUAGACUUGGGUACGAUCCUUUUGCAAACCCCCCCAGAUAUGGCAGUCCAGAUGCUAUGGUGGUCAACAAUACACACAGAAUCAUGAAGGGAGAUUUUAAAACGCCUAACAGUCUGAAAGGAUAUGUUCAGAUAAAUCAGAAUAACUCUUCCCACUGGUGACUUUUAAUUCAGAAAGAAGAAAAUCCUUGCAGUUGUCAAAGGAAACAAGAUAUCCAAGCAUAUUGCUUGCCAAACGUUGCCAAACUGUGACUGUCCAGAGCGAAUGUAUUUGCACUUGUUUGUAUGCUGGAAUCUUUCAAAUCUGCCAGUAAAUGCUGACCUCUGAUUCAUUUGAACUUACUGUGGAAAAGAUAUUGUCAGUUCAUCUUUUUACUUAUUAAGCUCAGAUUGUGACCAAGUAUUUUAUAACAAAUUACAAGCAUUUUGUAUUCGGUAUUGAAUGAUCUUGCCCCUAAGCAAAUUUAAUAAAAUAUUUAAUGCUUAUUCACCCUUCUGGAAUUCUCUAUCAAAGAGCUUGGUCAAAAAGCUAUAUGUUUAAUGUAACUUUUGCAUCUUCUACGGAAGCAAAAUAAAUACUUUCUUUUGCUUCCGUAAAAGAUGCAAAAGUUACAGAAUGCAGUCAAAGGGCUUUAAAAAUAAUGUCCACUUUAAGAUUCAUACAUUUUCAUUGUGUAUGCAUCAAUGUGAUUCAGAACAGUGGAUCAAAGAGUGACUUAUUCAUUUUUACAAAACUGAUAAACACUAGCAUUUAUACAUGAUCACCAAAGGAAAUUCUAACUGGUUUCCCCACAGAAUAAACUUUUUAACUUAAUGACAGACAUCCGCUGACUGCUUACUGUAUGUUUCGCCUGUUUUGGAGCCGAACAUGUAAACUCUCAUUGUGCAUUUUCCUUAAUGAGCAAUGCUCAGUGAAAGCUAUUUUUAAAGACUGCAUUGUACGAAUUUUGAAUGAUAUUGAUGUUCACUGGAACUUAAAGCUGCUCCUUUGAUUAUAGGCUGUAACAUUUUACAGAACAUUACCCUAAUUUUACAAUGUGACCAAACUGAUGAACUGAUUUGGUAGGAAAGGCAAUAACUAGCAAGUUUUUUGUUAGAUUUCUCUACAUGCUGUUUACAAAGAGUAUUCUGGCUUUUGUAACAGUCCAUUGGAUUUGUCCUUAAUAUAGAUAUCUAAAUUUAGGUUUGCUCUGUAAACCCUCUGCCUUGAAAGUGUUAAACCUGAUUUAUAUUUUUGUCAUUUGCAAAUUUUUAUUUAAAAUUUUAAUAUAUGAUCCAUCCAUUAUGCUGUUUUCUUCUACUUCAUAUCUUUUAAACAUUCUAAUAAAGUGCCAUCCUGGGCAUGAAUCUCUCUUCAUAAA
Messenger RNA from Pelobates fuscus (common spadefoot toad), 2617 nucleotides. It is a transcript of the gene TPST2, whose product is annotated as tyrosylprotein sulfotransferase 2. The transcript has 8 exons. The record is from RefSeq and is a predicted model, not a curated record. Gene Ontology annotation, molecular function: protein-tyrosine sulfotransferase activity. Gene Ontology annotation, cellular component: Golgi apparatus. Lineage: Eukaryota; Metazoa; Chordata; Amphibia; Anura; Pelobatidae. Bases 291 to 1418 code for a protein of 375 amino acids. Gene Ontology annotation, biological process: peptidyl-tyrosine sulfation.